Lodderomyces pseudojiufengensis is the source of this 3714-nucleotide messenger RNA. RefSeq names its product Rga2p (gene RGA2). The record is from RefSeq and is a predicted model, not a curated record. The transcript has a single exon. Gene Ontology annotation, cellular component: cytoplasm. The coding region runs from base 1 to 3714 and encodes 1237 amino acids. Lineage: Eukaryota; Fungi; Ascomycota; Pichiomycetes; Serinales; Debaryomycetaceae. Gene Ontology annotation, biological process: signal transduction; regulation of GTPase activity.
AUGUCUGAAGUUAUAACUCCAAAUUCAAAUCUUCAUCAAUCUUCCAAUAUUCCUACACCUAUAUCUAAUACAAAUUCAAACCCUAAAUCAAAUCUAGAUUCUUCAUUAGGAUCAAGAGAGAUUUGUAAAAAAUGUAAUCAAUUAAUAAUUGAAGGUCAUGCUUAUGAAUUAGGUGAAGAUAGAUGGCAUAUUGAUUGUUUUAAUUGUUCAAAAUGUAAUACUUCAUUAGGUUGUAAUUCAAAUUUUUUAGUAUUAGGUAAUGGAAAUUUAAUUUGUUCAAAUUGUUCAUAUAAUUGUAAACAAUGUAAUAGAAAAAUUGAUGAUUUAGCUAUAUUAACUGGUGAUCAAGCUUAUUGUUCAAAUUGUUUUAAAUGUAGAUCAUGUAAAAAUAAAAUUGAAGAUUUAAGAUAUGCAAGAACUUCAAAAGGUUUAUUUUGUAUGGAUUGUCAUGAAAAAUUAAUGGCUAAAAAGAAGAAAUAUGAUGCAAAAAAGAAACAUUUAGCUAUGUUACAACAAAAACAAGCUCAAUUAGAGAAGGAAAAAGAAGAAAGAGAACAACAAUUACAACAACAACAACAACAACAAAGACAAUAUGAAGAUCAAAAUAAAAGACAUUUACAAUCUGCCAAUAGUUCAAGAAACAGUUUAAUUCAAUCUUAUAUGACUAAUAAUAAUAAUAGUGCUUCAAAUUCUAGCUUUUAUGAUCAAAAUCAAAAUGAUUCUACAAAUUCAUUAACUUCACAUAAAAAUAAAAAUUUACCUGCACCUCCACCACGUUCACAUAAUCCAAUUUCUCCAAAUAAAUUAAAUGAAAAUCGAAACAUAUUAAAUUCUCAAGAAACAUUACUUUCAAAACAUUCAUCAAUUCAAAGAGAUUCACCAGAAUCUUUCUAUACAAAUUCCGUUAAUGAAAAUUCAUUAAGUAAACCAAAUUCUGCUUCAAUUUUACAUAUUGAUAAUGAUUUUUCAAUUGAAGAAGUACAAAAUAGUUCUGAUUCAGAUUCAAAUGAAAAUACAAUUAAAGCUGAAACAUCAUUAAGGAAUAAAAAUUCUAGAUCAAAAGUUAGUAAUGGAUUUUAUACACCUAGGGUUGAUAAUCCUAUAAAAACACCAGGACUGGAUGAAAUGAAUGAUGAUAGAACAAUUAAUUUUAAUUCACCUAAUGGAAAAGAAACUCUAGAACCACCAAUUGAUGUUACUCCAAAAGAACAAAUACAACAAAACCAAACUCAUAGAAAAGACACUGAUCCAAAAUCAAAUAAAAACUAUUUCAUUUUAUCACCAAAUAACUUUCAUGAUAAUGAAUUUCAUAAUGCAAAUAUAAGAUCACCAAUGGUUGAUUCUCCAGGGACAUUACUUAGUAGAAGUUCAAGUCAUAAUAAUGACAAUUUAAAACCACAAACAUUAACUGUUGAAGAAACCUCUAGAUCGAAUUGUUCAUCUCCAUUUGCUAAAGCUAAUAGACAAGCUAGAGUUGUCGAAACUAAUGAUGAUAUUAUAACGGAUGAAUUAAGUGAUGAUAUUAUACAAAAUCUAAGUACACCACAACAAAAAUCAAAAUCAAGAGAAAAUGCAAGUAUUUCAUUAUCAUCACCACCUCCUAAAUUACCAUUACCAAAUACACCAACAAAAAGACAAAAUUCUUCAAAUACUCCUAAAAAAUUCAAAUUUGAUGAAUCAAUACCUCAUGGUUUAGGAUUAGAAGGUGUAAAUUAUGAAGAUCAUAUAAUUAAACAACAACAAAUUGAUGAUAAUCGUAAAAUAUUUGAUGAUCAACCACCUAUGAAAUCACCAAUGAGAAAUAUUGGUAAUGUAACACCAGCAGUAACAAAAUUGGAAGAUGAACAAAAAAUUCAACAACUGCCUGCACAACAACAAGAGCAUCAACAACAACAAAGCUCAUUAUCUCGUACUGCAUCAGUAUUGAGAAGUUUAACUCAUAAAAGAUCUGUUUCUGGUGGAAGUCAAUCUAAAUUUCUGAUAUUCAAAUCACCAAGAGAAGAACUUAAUGCAGCUAGAGGUCAUUCACGUCAUAUUUCAGAUGGUUCUAUAUCAAAUGGAGCUAGUAAUCAAAACAAUGGUGUAAGUACCAAUAACAAUGGAAGUGGUUACUAUCAUGCAUUACAACAACAACAACAGCAACAGCAUCAACAGCACUUACAACAACAACAACAACAAUCAAAAUACUCUCCAAGUCAUGGAAGACUGACAUCAGAUUCAACAAUGAUGUUUUUUGAUAGUUCAAAUGAUCCUUAUGAUUUAAAAGCAAUAAAACAAGAAAUUUCAAAAUUAAUUAAUGAAAAAAAUUUAUAUGAACAAGAUGUUAAAAAAUUAAAAAAUGAUAAAUUAAAAUUAUCUGAUCAAUUAAAAAAUAUACAAUCAAAAAUUACAACUGAACUGAUUAAAUAUGAUAAUUUAGUAUCAGAAAUAAAAGAUUUGGAAAGUAAGAAAGAAAGCUUAGUUAGUGAAAAUAAUCAAUUAUUGGAACAAAAUAAACAAUUUGAAGCAUCAAGAUUAAAUAGAUCAUCAAGUACUGAAAUUGAUUCUUUUAAUAAUGAUAUUACAACAGUUACUAAUGCGAGUAGUUUUAGUACAUCUUCACCAAUGAAAGAUCCAGAUUAUCAUUAUCAAAAUCAUCAACAAUCUCAUCAAACUCAACAACAACAGAAUCAAUAUCAACAAAAUUCUCAACAACAGCAACAACAACAACAACCACAAGAAGAUGAACAAACUCAUAAAGCCACAAGAUUAAAAUUUUGGAGAAGACCUAAAAUUGGAAUGCCUCAAGUUGUAACUACUACUUCAUCAAAUAAUGAAAAUAAUUUUGCAAAUUCAAAUCAGAAUUCAAGAAUUCCGAAUAGUUUUUCUUCUCAAGGUUUAAGAGUUCCAAGUAAUGGAAGUAAUGGGAAUCAUAAUCAAAAUAACAACAAUAACAACAACAAUAAUAAUAAUAAAUUCACAAAAUCUAUUUCAUCCAAUUUUCUAGAUUCUUUUUUAAAUGGUAAUAAUAAUAGUAAUUACGAUCAAUCACAACAACAACAUCAACAUCAACAACACCACCAAGAUCAACCACGUCAUAAUGAUGGCUCACAAUUGUUCCAAUCUACAUUAACUGAACGUGCUGAAUAUGAAAAAAAUUUAAUCCCCAUAAUAAUAACAAGAUGUAUAAAAGAAGUUGAAUCAAGAGGUAUAAAUCAAGAAGGAAUAUAUAGAAUAUCAGGUGGGAAUUCUCUUAUAGUAUCAAUUGAAAAUGAAUUUUCAAGUUUAUAUAAACAAAAGGGAGAAAUUGAUGAAAAAAGAAUGUCGAAACUUGAAGAAAUUUUAUCAAAUGGAGAUAUUCAUGCAAUAACUUCUGCAUUAAAAAGAUAUUUAAGAAAAUUACCAGAUCCUGUAAUACCAUAUAUAAAAUAUGAAGAAUUCAUAUCAAUAUCUCAACAACAACACCUAUCAAAAGAAGAAAAAAUAAAAUUAUUAAAAACUGCCAUUAGUAAUUUACCAUUAACAAAUCAAAAAGUCUUGAAAGAGUUAUGUAAUCACCUACAUAAAAUAAAUUCACAAAAUAAUGAAAAUAGAAUGAAUUUUAAAAAUUUAAGUGUUGUUUUUGCUCCAACUUUAAUAAGAGAUAAAACAGGAGAAAAAGAAUUAACUGAUAUGGGAUUUAGAAAUGAUUCAAUUGAAUUAUUAUUCAAUGAAUCAAAUCUAAUUUUUUCAUAG